UACCCACUAUUCUCGAUGAUCACUCGCGAGUUAGGGGUACAACAGUUUUUAUCUUGUUUAUGCUUGUUUAUUCGCGAAUCUGGCGUUACGAGAAGCAAAGCGACAAAUCUUUCAGACAUCUGGUGGAUUUUGGAAGACAAACUCAAAAUUUCUUGCAAAACCAGUCUGACGAUGAUUUCGAAACGUGCGCAGUCAAAAAUGUGAAACAGAUAUCAAAAGUCUUGUUUACUGUAUACAAGAUGAAAGAAGUAAAACAAAAUUGUCGCUGUUACCGAAAUAACAUCACCACUUUGUCGCAAACCCCACGAAAAACAGUACUUAACGUCAAUUAUUUCUACAUAGUUUGCAAUUUUAACUUAACCGUGCCUGAAUCGGCCCAUAUCAAAAUAGUUACUGGUUAAAAAGCAAGCACGCACUUGUUCGAGAAGGGCAAACACGAAGUUAGAAUAAUUCAGUUAGUGCUGCUCAUUUCUCUGACUUUACUUUCCUGACUCAAGUGCCUUCGGUUGAAAUUCCAUUUCUUGCAAUUAAAAAAAACAAUAAUAAACAAACCAUGGGUUAUUGUGAUAUUUUCAUCAUUUUUUUUUUAACUUUACAGUUUCAAUUCGAUUAUUUUCCUGCGUCGUUUUGCGGUUUCGAAAAGACGCGUCGGUUUCGUGUAAACCUUAAUUACUUUAGAUAUCUCGAGUGACGGAGUAGCUUGCCAUAUCGCGUUCCGAAUCCUCAAGUUCCGCGCAUUGUCAGCAGGCAUACCAAAUGGUGGUCACGUUCUCCUUAACUUAGUGUAACGUGAUUUAAAUACUCUUUAUCCCACAUGUAUUGUUUUCUCUUCCUUGCUGCAGGUUCAAUAUUCUGCGAAUUAUUCAACAAUUUCUAACUCAUUUAACGUUAUUUAAGCUACGAAAUUGCAUUUGGAUUUUUUUUUUGUCAGCGCCUUGCGAUGUGACUGGAAAAAAUUUCAGUGAUAGCAAAUUGAGAGUGCUUCAAAGAUUCUAAAUGACAAAAGCCAGAAGAUGAUUUAGCUGUUGGAAAUUGGAGGAUGACAGAUAAAGAUUAAAGUAAAAAGAACAAAUAUUUUGUCCCAGAGUAUGCCUAAUGAAUUAGAAGACAGUCUCAUUUUAUGAAACAAAAAGAUUGCAUAACGCAUCGCGGACAUGGUGUUCGUGUUUGUUGUUGAUUUAUCGCUGUUUUCACCGCUGUUUACAUUUUCACGUGUUUUAUUUCAAAUAAUCUCUCUAAUUAUGUCAAUGGUAUAACUUUUCAAAUGGUAAACGCACUCAACUGAAAGUAACAAAUGAACUUCAUAACAGCAAAUACACAUUUGUGAUUGAAAGUGUUUAUGACAUUGUUAUAGUCCUAUAGUCCUUACGCGUAUUAACAUCCAAAUUGUUUUAACAUCCGCUGGUAUGGUCAACUAAACAAUAACUCAAUUAUAUCAUUGGUAGGAAUAUUUUCUAUAUUCUCCAAGCUUCCGUACUCUAGUUAAGGCCUUCUUGUCUCACUUUCUCACUAAAUAUAAUGCUGACCUGAGUAGAUAGAGAAUCCUCAAUCCAGUGCGCACCUUCAGUCAGAAAGGAUGUAUAACGUUUCAAGCAACGUUUCAUCUAGUAAUAACCCCAAUUUUGUACCUAACCCAGAUUCACUGGAAUACGUCUUUCAAAGUGUCAUCUUAGCCGUAGUCUGCCCUUUUAACGCUAUAUCGAAUAUUGCAACCUUUCUGGUGAUCAUCCGGAGCGAGAAACUUCGAGAACAUUCUGGUAAUUUCUUCGUCGCCAGUCUUGCGUUAUUGGACGGUGUUCCCAUAUCUAUAGUGAUUGCAUUUCGCCUUGCGUUCAUUCAUGACUUCUACGGUGCUGUGAAGGUGUGUGCGUUCAGCGCCACUCUCCUUGUCACCACCAUUUACUGUAUCAUCUUGCACCUGAUGCUUCUGAGCUGCGAUCGCUUCAUCUUUAUGUUCUUCCCUCUACGCUACUCCAGCAUCGUGACCCCCACGCGAAGUCUGAUAGCUUUAGUACCAGCAUGGCUCCUACCAUUCUUCUCGAUGACUGUCAUCCCCCAGUUUAACAGUGAUAUUAAAAAGGGCUCUACGUUUAGAAAUAGUCUCGUCGGCUGCCCUGUCAGCUGGAAUACGCAGGAUUCGUCUCCGGCUCUCUACGCGCAUCACCUCUUCAACACCGUAUGGUUCCUGGCCGUGCCUUUUGCGGUGAUGUUGGUGGUUCAUGCCCUGGUUGCCAAGCUCUCGUUUAAGCAAGCCAACAAGGUUUACCCCGGUAGUCAUCUAAGCAGAGCCAGUCCAAAUUUCACCAGCGCGGUCUUGUCAGUCAAAAGGAGAAUAAAAGCGUUGAAAUGGGCCAAGACAAUCGCUAUUAUGAUUUGCUCGUUUCUGCUGACGUAUCUUCCCGCCUUCACGUGCUCGCUGGUCGCUGCUCAUCGCGGGACCUCUCUUCUUCCGCGUCAAGCCAAGAACAUUUUGCUUCUUCUCGUGUUUCUCAACAGUCCUCUGAACUUCAUCAUCUACUCUCUUCGCUCCAAGGUGUUCACUGGAGAACUGGAGAAAUCCCUAAGUGCGCUUCUCUGGUGCCUCCCAGAACACCACAGGAUGACCAUGUUCUCAAGACGAGACGAUAGAGAGUUCAGAAGCUCGUUCGAGAGACCAAAGAGGGGUACUAUUUGCUUAGCGCAAACGUCCACAACUCUGAUGAGGUCCGAUGAGGCGACUUAUAUCUCUAGCCUUCAAACUCCUAGGGAAGUGGGCAGAAGGUACUCAAACAUUUUUUGAGUCCUUGGCAAAAAAAAAGAAAUAUUCUAAAUAUUAUAGUACGGCGCAGGGCACAUGUCUCCCAAAAAUGGAUAGGGGUGGUUCCACCCACCCACCUGCAUAUCCAAUUUUCCCUGCGCUCGCCUUAAACCUAC
This is a messenger RNA of Nematostella vectensis (starlet sea anemone), 2913 nucleotides long. Its product is annotated as adenosine receptor A1. Gene Ontology annotation, biological process: G protein-coupled receptor signaling pathway. The transcript is spliced from 2 exons. The record is from RefSeq and is a predicted model, not a curated record. Lineage: Eukaryota; Metazoa; Cnidaria; Anthozoa; Actiniaria; Edwardsiidae. Gene Ontology annotation, cellular component: membrane. Gene Ontology annotation, molecular function: G protein-coupled receptor activity. Bases 1577 to 2779 code for a protein of 400 amino acids.